AUGCUUGCACUCAGUCUCGUCCCCCUGUUUUGCCUCGCCGCAUUGACCUCGGCCUCCUCAGCGGCGUCCGACUACCAUGAGAGCCUCCUCCUCCAGCCACUUCCGCAGUCGUCACUGUUAGCUUCGUUCAAUUUCCAGAGCAAUGCAUCCCAGGAAGCGUUUGACCAGCGGAAUUUUCGAUACUUCCCUCGCGCAUUAGGCCAGAUCUUACAGCAUGCCCAUACUAAAGAGUUACACCUCCGAUUUACUACUGGGCGAUGGGACGACGAGAGUUGGGGUUCACGACCCUGGAAUGGAACAAGGGAAGGUGCUACAGGCGUGGAGCUAUGGGCGUGGAUAGACGCCCCGAAUGAUGAAGAGGCGUUUGCCAAGUGGAUCACCUUAACACAGUCGCUUUCGGGUCUUUUCUGUGCAUCACUGAACUUCAUUGACUCGACUCGGACUACUCGACCGGUUGCAUCGUUCCAACCCACCGGGGACCACUCUUCUGGUAACCUUCAUCUCCUCCAUGGCACGCUUCCUGGCGAAGUUGUGUGCACGGAGAACCUCACUCCGUUCUUGAAGCUGCUCCCGUGCAAGGGCAAAGCUGGUGUGUCGAGCUUGUUCGACGGUCAUAAGUUGUUUGAUGCGUCGUGGCAGAGCAUGUCUGUCGACGUGCGGCCAAUCUGUCCCCAUGCAGACGAAUGUCUCGUGCAAAUCGACCAGACAGUGGAUAUUGUGUUGGAUAUCGACCGAUCUAAACGACCAAGAGACAGCUUAGAUAACCCAAUCCCCAGACCGGUUCCAGCUGAUCAGCUUGUGUGUGACAAAUCCAAGCCUUACCAUUCAGAUGAUACUUGCUAUCCUCUGGAGAACUCUUCUGGGGAGGGGUGGAGCCUGUCUGAGGUCUUCGGACGUAGCGUCAGUGGUGCUUGUGCCCUCGACGAACGCUUGGGCGCUGGCGAAGAGACUGUUUGCCUUCGUGUUCCUCAUGAACGCGAGGUAUCUGCAUCUCCUGACGCGGUUGAGGUCAAGAAGCCAGAUGGCUUUACACGUUGCUAUACCUUGCAACCGACUUCUCCGUUUGAUCUAGUCCUCCCGGAACAGGAAGUGACCACACACGUACCUCUGAAUGAGCCUAUCCUGCGUGCCGAGCGAACCAUUGUUGGCCAUGGCCAAGAACGGGGUGGCAUGCGCAUCAUCUUCGAGAACCCGUCUGACAGUAACCCCGCGGAUUUCAUCUAUUUCGAGAGUCUCCCGUGGUUCUUGCGUCCUUUCGUCCACACUCUCCAGGCGACGAUCACAGGAAAGGAUGGCGUCCACCAGCAGGUUCCCGCUUCCCAAUUCAUAAAGGAGACAUACUAUCGACCUGCGGUGGACCGAGAACGUGGUACUCAACUGGAACUCGCACUGUCGAUCCCCGCCGCCUCGACGGUAACCCUUACAUAUGAUUUUGAAAAGGCCGUCCUGCGCUACACAGAAUACCCGCCUGACGCAAACCGUGGGUUUAAUGUUGCCCCGGCCGUGAUCAAGAUACGCGGUGAUGAUCAGGACACUCCUAUCUACAUCCGAACGACCAGCCUUCUUCUUCCGUUACCCACCCCAGAUUUCAGUAUGCCGUACAAUGUGAUCAUCCUCACGAGUACAGUGAUCGCGCUUGCGUUUGGGAGCAUCUUCAAUCUGCUGGUCCGGCGCUUUGUCACUAUUGAGGAGGCAGAGGCAGUUGCGGCGCAGACGCUUAAAGGUCGCGUACUGGGUAAAAUUGUGGCCUUCCGGGAUCGGAUCAAGGGGAAGAGAUCCAAGACGGAGUAG
Messenger RNA from Aspergillus terreus NIH2624, 1791 nucleotides. It is a transcript of the gene gpi16, whose product is annotated as GPI-anchor transamidase subunit GPI16. The record is from RefSeq and is a predicted model, not a curated record. The transcript has 3 exons. Gene Ontology annotation, cellular component: GPI-anchor transamidase complex. NCBI's taxonomy places the organism in Eukaryota, Fungi, Ascomycota, Eurotiomycetes, Eurotiales, Aspergillaceae. Bases 1 to 1791 code for a protein of 596 amino acids. Gene Ontology annotation, biological process: attachment of GPI anchor to protein.